Molecule: messenger RNA, 508 nt
Organism: Aureobasidium pullulans EXF-150
Lineage: Eukaryota; Fungi; Ascomycota; Dothideomycetes; Dothideales; Saccotheciaceae
Exons: 1
Coding region: 141-470 (109 amino acids)
Source: RefSeq, a predicted model, not a curated record
UAUAGCUAUCGCAAUGCACAAUGUUUUGCGAAUACAGGGUCGUGUCGAGUGAGAGCGUGAGAAGAGGCUACAUUGAAACCAAAAGAAAUGGCAUCUCAGCUCCACGGGAGACCUGAGUAAAACAGCAGUCAAAAUGCAAGAUGAUGUUUAAAGACAGCGAUUUGUCCAGUGAGAGCAGUCAACUUUCGGGCUCUCUUUGGACGAACACUCCAAUCCCAAUAUCUUCUUGCCUUUUGAUAGGCGUGAAUUUUGCAGUGCUGCGGAGGGGAGAGUGUGCUUCGAGCAGAAGGGGCGCACGAUUUGCACUAGAACAGAGAGAUCUCUCAGCCUGUCGAGGCGUGUCUCUCGACAGCGCGUCAAAAUGCAAGGUGCCUUUUCAUGAUGUGUUUAUGUCCGCUGCAGAAGCUGACUUUGACGCUUUCAUUCAAUACAUUACUAAUGUGAGCGCUGACCAUCUGUGUUGGUGUUGAAUGAAAGAAAGUCAGUCAAAGACUUCCAUCGCAGAUUG